This is a messenger RNA of Galendromus occidentalis (western predatory mite), 1149 nucleotides long. RefSeq names its product galactoside 3(4)-L-fucosyltransferase-like. The record is from RefSeq and is a predicted model, not a curated record. The transcript has a single exon. Gene Ontology annotation, cellular component: membrane. Bases 1 to 1149 code for a protein of 382 amino acids. NCBI's taxonomy places the organism in Eukaryota, Metazoa, Arthropoda, Arachnida, Mesostigmata, Phytoseiidae. Gene Ontology annotation, molecular function: fucosyltransferase activity.
AUGACACAGAACGAGAGCCGCGGCGGGUUCUUGACCAAACAAAAUCUACUGGGUUUGCUGCCGUUCGCUUUCGUCAUCGCCUUUCUCAUAACGUGCGUGAUUACGUACCCGGAACUCAUACCGCACUCGAAGUCGUUCCACUUCGACGAGUUGCCUUUCUGCGACAACGAGAUCUUUCCCAAACGCACUCAGGGCAACUUCAGUGUUCUACUGUGGACAAGAAAAUCGGUGAAUAUUGAUCUCAGUGCUCUCGACCCGAAAUCAUGCGAGUACCAGAACUGCUUUUUCUCAUCGGAUCGCGAGCAGCUCAACGCGUCAGACGCGGUGGUUUUCAACGACUCGGAUCUCGAAGCCGACGAUCUUCCCGCAAGUCGGCUCGACAAUCAACGGUGGGUGUUCUACUCUCGCGAAGCUCCACCGACAUCGAAGCUCACGUCGGCCUACAACGGGAUUUUCAACUGGACAAUGUCGUACAGUAAAAAAGAUGACGUUCACGUUCCCUUCUUCGAAAUGUGUCGAGAAGUGUAUCGCCCUCCGAGACGUAACGUCUCGGAGAAACGAUUCGCCGCCGUCUGGUUCGUCGACGAGUGCAGCCCCUCGAGCUUGCCGUAUGUCCACCUUCUGCAGACCGAGUUUCCCGUGCACAUCGUAGGACCCUGUUCCCCACAAGGCUUCCACUGUACGCGGAGACGUUCCUGCAUGGAAAAGAUCUUGCCCCUGUAUAAGUUCGUUCUCGUCUUCGAAGACUCCAUCUGCAGCGAUUUCGUCACUGAGCGAUUGCUCGAGGUCCUCCGUUACGACGUUAUCCCGAUAGUUUCGAGUGGUGCAGAUUAUUCGGCGAUUCUGCCCAAGGAGAGUUUCGUGGUUGCGUCCGAGCACGGGAGUCCGAAGGAGUUGGCCCGAAUGCUUUUUCGUUUCCGAAAUGACGCUCUUUUCCAAAAGGCAAUCAAUGCUAGACGCGGGGUUCACGCGACUCGAGUCGACUGGAAGUGUCGUCUGUGCGAGAAACUCAACAGUCACUCGAAACAGACUGGAUCUCAUGCCAAACUGGCGGAGGACAGGUUGAAACGUGGACGGUGUAAGGUUUGGCGGAGGAACUUCUUCAGAACGUACAAAGCGAGCACAGAUAUGAGGAGCGGGGGACAUUGA